AUGCUGUCGAAUCUCUCGUUCAUCUUGCUGGCCUCAGUAUGCAUUGUCCUAGGAGAGAAAGGUUACCUUCUUCCAAACUGUCAACUUCCUCUUCAUCACGGAGUUCAAAAAUGCGCAAACACUUCCUCUCUCCGAUUCUAUAUGGAUGCCGAUACGGAGACAUGUUUGGCAUUCAAGUACUCGGGUUGUGGCGGAAACGAGAACAACUUUGACUCGUGGAAUGGAUGCUCGAGGUGUUUUGCAAUGGACUAUUCGGGAUGUCCGAUUGGAUCUAAGUCAAUCAACAAUCUGAAUUCCAACAGCUCCAUCUGUGCUCAUAUCGACAACGAAAACUGCACCGGACCAAACACCUAUUGCUCAAGAGGAGCGUUUUUUGGAAAGUGUUGUGACAAGACAAUCAGAGACAAGGAAAACAGUGACAGAAGUGAGAAAGAAGGAUGUUCUCCAGGAACCAAGAAGGUCACUUACAAAACUGGGGGCGGAUUCUCGGUCACUCUUCUCGGAAAGACCUGCGGAUCUAACUUUUGCCCGCAGAAAUCCACGUGUCACCAAGGCAAUUAUUUCGCUUACUGCUGCGCUGCGAUUUGA
Molecule: messenger RNA, 588 nt
Organism: Caenorhabditis briggsae
Lineage: Eukaryota; Metazoa; Nematoda; Chromadorea; Rhabditida; Rhabditidae
Exons: 5
Coding region: 1-588 (195 amino acids)
Molecular function (GO): serine-type endopeptidase inhibitor activity
Source: RefSeq, a predicted model, not a curated record